AUGGAGCCACAAACCCAGUGCCAACCGGCUGCUGACAAUUUGAAUGUCUCUCAAACCAAUUACUCCUAUGAUGGUACAAGUUGCAUUCCAGGUCAGGACCACUUUCAUCAUGAGUCUGGCUUGUCCUUCUGGGGCAUAAUCCUUACUAUUAUCUUGGCUAUAAUUACUCUUGCCACUUUAUUGUCCAAUGCAUUUGUAAUUGCAACAGUGUAUCAGACCAGAAAAUUGCACACUCCUGCCAACUAUCUCAUAGCUUCAUUGGCAUUCACAGACCUUUUAGUGUCUAUCCUUGUCUUGCCAAUUAGCACCAUGUAUACUGUAACUGGUAAAUGGACAUUGGGGCAGAUUAUAUGCGAUAUGUGGUUGUCGUCGGAUAUCACUUGUUGCACUGCAUCAAUUCUACAUUUAUGUGUCAUAGCAUUGGAUAGAUACUGGGCAAUUACUGAUGCAGUUGAAUACACCAAGAAAAGGACUCCUAAAAGGGCGGUUAUAAUGAUAGCCCUUGUAUGGGUCUUCUCAAUAUCAAUUUCAAUGCCCCCGCUGUUUUGGCGUCAAUCAAAGGUAGAAGAGCUCACCAUGUGUGCUGUCAAUACAGAUCAUGUUUUAUAUACUGUUUACUCCACUGUUGGGGCAUUUUAUCUACCAACAUUACUACUAAUUGCCCUUUACGGGAGAAUCUAUAUAGAAGCCAGGUCUAGAAUUCUAAAACAAUCCCCGAAGAGCACAGGCAAAAGAUUGACAAGGGCUCAUCUAAUUACUGUCCCAGGAUCUUCUUCUGUGUCCUCAACCAACUCAAAGGCUGCAGAUGUGUCAAGUGACACAAGUUCUCCAGUAUAUUUGAAUCAGGUCAAAGUUAAAGUAUCAGAUGCUUUACUAGAGAAGAAGAAGAUAAUGGCCGCCAGGGAGAAGAAGGCUACCAAGAUUGGAAUCAUACUUGGAGCUUACAUCGUUUGUUGGUUACCAUUUUUCAUUAUUUCAUUGGUUAUGCCCAUUUGCAAAGAUUCUUGCUGGUUCCAUCCUGCUAUUUUUGACUUUUUCAAUUGGCUUGGAUAUCUCAAUUCUUUAAUAAAUCCAAUAAUCUAUACAAUGUCAAAUGAGGACUUCAAGCAAGCUUUUCACAAACUGAUACAUCGUUUUAGUUGCCCAUCAUGACUUUUGCCCUAAUGUUCUUCUCCAUGCUACAUGAAUGCACUUGUCUGGAUCUGUUAGUACAGAACCCAGUCGAUAUUGUAAAGAAUCACUGCCUAAAACUCUAUCCUGAGUUGUCAGACUCAUGAAUGCUGCUGAGCACAAAACGUCAAUACAUACUGCCAUCCUACUGUUCAGCUCUGCAUAUCACUGCUAUGACUCUAGCAAUGAUGCUGCUUAAAUACUCACUCAUGUCAAAAGCAAAGAGUUCACCUUCAGAUUAAUGCUUACGAUUAACAACAGGAUUGGAAAAUUAAUGCAGACUAAUAUAUUGUUUUUUUUGUUUUUUUUUCACAUUUUAUUUAAUUUCUUAUCAUUGCCUUUUUUUUUUACUCGACAAGUGUGUGGAAUUACUUCCAUGCACACUGUAGGGGAGUGCAUAGUUGUUAUGUUUAAUGUCACUAGUAUUAAUACGUCAAUGUGUAUGCUUGUAAUUUAUUUCUGUAGGGGAAAGGUGAUAUUAUUUUCAAGAAAUGCUUUUAAAGAUGUGUCACAGUGUGCAGGUAGGCCCAUUCAUCUCAGCUUUCUUGGUAAAUGUGGUGUGCAGGAGUGUGCAAAAGCUACCUUGAUGUAUAUCAAUUUAUCAAUCUGAAUCGCGCAGGGAUCAUGAAUUCUUACAAUUUAUUGUUGGUAACUAUUGUAUGUAUAAAUAUUUCAUCUAUUUGAUAGAUAUGUCAUUGAGACAUACGUCCUUCAGAUGAUCUUUCAGCACAAGGUUUGACAUGACAAAAGUAUUCUAAUCUAAGAAGAAAAUGCACAAUAUUUAUGAAUAAGCUAUGGUGGAUGCACACCCCUAUGACACCAAGCACAGAGAAUGUAUGUUAUUUUUUUUGCUUAAGAAAUAAGCCUACCUAUAAUGUAUUUAAUGUACACUGUCCAAAAGUUAAAAUG
Molecule: messenger RNA, 2079 nt
Organism: Bufo bufo (common toad)
Lineage: Eukaryota; Metazoa; Chordata; Amphibia; Anura; Bufonidae
Gene: HTR1B
Product: 5-hydroxytryptamine receptor 1B
Biological process (GO): bone remodeling; regulation of behavior; adenylate cyclase-activating adrenergic receptor signaling pathway
Cellular component (GO): plasma membrane
Molecular function (GO): G protein-coupled serotonin receptor activity
Source: RefSeq, a predicted model, not a curated record